Molecule: messenger RNA, 1650 nt
Organism: Adineta ricciae
Lineage: Eukaryota; Metazoa; Rotifera; Eurotatoria; Adinetida; Adinetidae
Source: the annotation of a GenBank genome assembly
AUGGCAAAGGCAGCGAUUACAAUUUUAUGUCCAAGUGGACAUCGCCGAAAGGCGAAUAUGACGCCGAAUAGUAAUUUGUUACAAGUUUUGGAAGAUAUGUGUCAUCAAGAAAACUUAGAUUCAUUUGAAUGGGGCAUCACACAUCAACGUAAAAAGUGUGAUUUGACGAUUCCGUGGCGUUUAGCAGGAAUUCCAACGAAUGCUCUUUUGGAAAUGUAUAAGUUAGAAGAACGCCGACCAAUGAGCGAUGUGACCAUUCAGUUACAACUAUCAGAUAAUUCAAGACAUACCGGUAGUUUUCAACCGUCCAUUACUCUUCGAGAAAUGUUAGAACAGUAUCGGUGUCAGCCGAACAGUUUAGUAGCUGUUUUUGACAAUUCAAUGAAUAAUGACGGACAGUUACAUCCGGUAUGUUCGUAUAUGAGCGAGGAAAUUAUCGGUGAUUAUGCCUUGUCGAAUACGACGAUACGUGAAUUAGGAUUAACUAGCGGAGCAGCUGUGAUUCGUUACAAUCAUCGUGCAGUGAAUGAAGAGGAUUUGAAAAAGAUCAACAGUCGCAUUGAUGAAAAACUCGCUCGCCGUCAUCGACAAUCUCAACCACAACCACAAACAACAGAGUUUAUACCUGCUGCUCCUCUUCCACCAGCACAGGCGGCAACAACAAUAUCUGCACCUCAAUAUCCAGUCAUAGAUACUUCAGUAACAUCCUUCCGGAACGAUGAAUACUCGAUAUUUCGCGAUAUUCCUGCAUCACGUCCAGUUCCAACCACGACUCAACAGCAACAACCGAGAACAUUAGCUGAAGCUCUGGGCAUAAAUAUUUCAUUGGAUCAACCAUCUGUAUUCGAACAACAUCAAUCACUACAAUCUCAACCUAACUUUAGCAAUUUUAAAUUUCCAGAGGCAACCAAAGGGCAAAAUCUUUUUCAAAAUGAACUUUCUGACAAUAACUCUCACCCUCAAAAUUCGAAAUCCUGCGAUCGACAUGCUAUGGCUUACGAUCUUACAAAAGUUCCACCUACGUCCGCCAAUCGAACUGAAGAUUUACCAGAUAGUUUCUUCGAAUUAACUCCUGAUGAUCUCCGAUCCGUAUUAAACAGUUUAAGACAACAAAGUGAGGAAGAAAAUGCAUUAGAGACACGUUCAAUGCGUGAGCAAGCUCAGUCAGCACGUGCUAAUUCUUACCAACAUAUCGCUAUACGAUUUGUUGUAAAUUCCAGUCUUGUUCUUCAAGGUUUAUUUUAUCCCCAAGAAACAGUUGCGAACCUUUUGGAAUUCGUCCGAGCAAACCUGAUCUGUCCUCAUUUGAAUCAAGCAGAGUUUUAUCUUUAUACAUCACCACCACGUGUCGUCCUAUCAAACUUAACAAAAUCACUCUCAAGUUAUGAUUUAAUCCCCGCGGCUUAUGUUUAUCUUGGCCAUCGAAAAGUUUCACCACUUGUUGUUGAACUCGCAUCCAAUGUUCCCGUUGGAACGAUCGAUGAAGCGAAUCAAUUAGUAGCCAAGUAUGUUUUCAAUCGGUCGCAAGCGUUAGAUGCAGAAGAUGCGAAUGCGACAAAUCGACCAGUUAAACGGAACACACCGAUGAACAAUAUGGAUGACAAACAGAUCCGAGAUAAAUUCAGUAAAUUUUUACCUGGAAAAAAAUAA